Molecule: messenger RNA, 1382 nt
Organism: Aphanomyces invadans
Lineage: Eukaryota; Oomycota; Saprolegniomycetes; Saprolegniales; Verrucalvaceae
Product: queuine tRNA-ribosyltransferase, variant
Exons: 10
Coding region: 34-1026 (330 amino acids)
Cellular component (GO): cytosol
Molecular function (GO): tRNA-guanosine(34) queuine transglycosylase activity
Source: RefSeq, a predicted model, not a curated record
GUUAAAUCACUCUGCGCAACACGGACCGAUCGCAUGGCCCCAUCCACACCGGCCCAAGUGCCGAGGAAAGUCGAGUUCACGAAGGAGUCUCCGGCGUUGAAACUGGAUGUGCUGCAUACACACGACCGUGCACGUGCUUGUGACCUCCAUCUUCCUCAUGGAACUGUGCACACACCGAUCUUUAUGCCGGUAGGCACGCAAGGCACCAUCAAAGGCAUCACAGCCGAGCAGAUGGCACUACCUCCAAUUGACUGCAAGAUUCUCCUUGCCAACACGUACCAUCUUGCGUUGCGUCCCGGCACGGAACUCCUGAAAGAUGUCGGCGGUUUGCAUGACUUUAUGGGGUGGCAGCGCAACAUCCUGACUGACUCGGGCGGGUUUCAAAUGGUGUCGCUCCUGGAACUGGCCCAAAUCACCGAAGUCGGCGUCGAAUUCCAGUCCCCAGUCGAUGGCACGACUAUGCUGCUGACUCCAGAAAUGAGCAUUACCCACCAGAACAACAUUGGCGCCGACAUCAUCAUGGCACUGGACGAUGUUGCUCCUUCAACCAUUCAAGACGAUGCUCGCUUCCUUGAGGCCACGGAGCGGACCCUGCGUUGGAUCGACCGUUGUAUUGCCGCACACAAGCGACCCGAGUCGCAAAACUUGUUUGGCAUCGUUCAAGGCGGGCUCGACACCAAGCCCGGGGGCCUGCGCGAGCGCUGCAUUCAAGGCUUGAUCGACCGCAACCUGCCAGGGUAUGCGAUCGGGGGCUUGGCGGGCGGCGAGGACAAGACAUCAUUCUGGACUGUGGUCGCUCUGUGUGCCGAACGGUUACCAGCCAACAAACCUCGCUACUUGAUGGGCGUGGGGUACCCUGUCGAUCUCGUCGUGUGCUCUGCGCUCGGAGUCGACAUGUUUGACUGCGUCUACCCCACUCGCACGGGUCGAUUUGGCACGGCCAUAACGCCAAAGGUAUUUCGUCGAUGGAAUGGAACUGGAUCGUCCAUGCCCGCUGCCACGUUGUGCAGGGACUGCUGCGUUUGAAGUCGGCUGAAUUUUCCAUGGACACCAGUCGACUGGACGCCACCUGUGCGUGCUUUGUGUGCAACGAAUACACGCGGUCGUAUCUCCAUCACGUGAUGAAGAAGGACGGAUCGAUCGGCCCCCAACUCAUCACGUACCACAACGUGGUGUACAUGCUGCAUUUGAUGGGGCAAGUUCGCCAAGCGAUUCUCGACGACUCCUUUCCGACCUUUGUGCGAACGUUCAUGGCCGAGUGGCACCAGGAUACCCCAGUGCCAACUUGGGUUCACGACGCACUGAACUACGUUGGCAUUCCGCUUUAAAUGGCAGUAUUUCAUGGAUUCCACAGAUCGCUGCAUGGAAUCCACUUUUGAGAA